UCAUUUCUAAUAAGCAUAUCUGGCAACCCCGAGGAAAAAUACCUCAAACAAAUCUUAAUAGCAGGUCCGCGCGCCUGCCAAAACAACCUCCAUUCAUGAAUACCGAGGUGACCGUGUUGUAUUUUGCAAAAAGUGCCGAAUUAACGGGAGUGAAAUCGGAGAUAAUCAGAGUGAACUCGGAGCUAACGAGCCUUCAGCUGUGGCAGGAACUGGAGCACAAACACCCAAAACUCUCGGCCGUGCGUGAGCAGGUGGUUUUGGCCGUGAGGAGAGAGUACGUGUCUGUGGGCGAGCAGGUUGUGCGUCUGCGGCACGGAGACGAGGUGGCCGUGAUCCCGCCGCUCAGCGGAGGCUAAACGCACGUCACAG
This is a messenger RNA of Ictalurus punctatus (channel catfish), 369 nucleotides long. It is a transcript of the gene mocs2, whose product is annotated as molybdopterin synthase sulfur carrier subunit. NCBI's taxonomy places the organism in Eukaryota, Metazoa, Chordata, Actinopteri, Siluriformes, Ictaluridae. Gene Ontology annotation, cellular component: cytosol. The record is from RefSeq and is a predicted model, not a curated record. Gene Ontology annotation, biological process: Mo-molybdopterin cofactor biosynthetic process. The transcript is spliced from 3 exons. Bases 96 to 356 code for a protein of 86 amino acids.